This is a messenger RNA of Lathyrus sativus (Indian pea), 1557 nucleotides long. NCBI's taxonomy places the organism in Eukaryota, Viridiplantae, Streptophyta, Magnoliopsida, Fabales, Fabaceae. The record is from the annotation of a GenBank genome assembly.
AUGGAACAAGUUGCUCCCACUCUCGAACUUCAAAUCCUCAACGGUCCUCGCAAAGGUGAUACCCUCCAAUUCCAACCCGGUUCCACCGUCAGAAUUGGCCGUCUCGUUCGCGGCAACAAUCUUCAGAUCAAGGAUCCAAGUAUUUCCACCAAACACCUCUCUAUCCAAAUCGAUUCUGGUAGUUGGGUAAUCCUUGACCUAGAUUCCUCAAACGGCACCGUUUUGGACGAUGCAACGCUUCCUCCCAAUACUCCUUUUCACCUCCGUGAUGGCUCCACUGUUAAGAUCGGUGAAGCUACUUCUAUUCUCGUUAAUUUCAUUAAACCCCCAAACAAUGCUACAGCUACUCAAGUAGAAGAGAAACCAAUGCGGGGUAAAAGAGGUAAAAAUAAUAAUAGUACUAAAAGUGUCAAUUCUAGGGUUCCUCUCCAUAGCAUUGAUGAAAAUGAAUCUGGGAAUGUGGUUCAACCGGAACCAACUAGGGUUACUCGAAAUACAAGGAGUGUGCGGAAUGGGAAUUUGGAUGCUAUGGAAGAAAAGGUGGAAGAGCCGAAGAAGAACUCGCGUGCCGCAGGGAAUUUGAAGAGUAAGCAGAAGACAGUGACAUUUAGUGGUUUGAGUUUUGAGGAUUCGGAAGCUCAAGAAGAAAAAGUGGAAGAGUUGAAGAAUGCGAGGGUGACGCGGAAUGGGAAGAAUAAGAAGAAUGUGGUUGGGAUUUCUGAAUCGAGUAUUGUGGAUUUGGAUGUUGUGGAAGAACGGAAGAAUGCAAGGGUGACGAGGAAUUUGAAGAAUAAGCGGAAGGUGAUCGAGAUUUCUGAAUCAAGUUUUGGAGAUUUGGAUGUCGGGGAAGAGAAGGUGGAGAAACCGAAAAAUGCAAGGGUGACAAGGAAUUUAAAGAAUAAGCAGAAGGUGAUCGAGGUUUCUGAAUCAAGUGUUGGGGAAGAGAAGGUGGAGGAACCGAAAAAUGCAAGGGUGACUAGGAAUUUGAAGAAUAAGGAGAAGGUGAUCGAGAUUUCUGAAUCAAGUGUUGUGGAUUUGGAUGCUGUGGAAGAGGAGAAGGUGGAGGAACCGAAAAAUGCAAGGGUGACUAGGAAUUUGAAGAAUAAGCCAAAGGUGAUUGAGAUUUCUGAAUCAAGUGUUGGGGAUUUGGAUGUUGGGGAAGAAAAGGUGGAGGAACCGAAAAAUGUAAGGGUGACGCGUAAUUCGAAGAAUAAAGGGAUUGUGAUUGGGGAAAAGUCAAGCUUGGUGGAUGGGGUGGUGGAUGUGGAGAAAAAGAAAAGGAGGGGUGGUGCUAAGGGAAAGAAGAAGUUACAGGAAGAGUGUGUUGAUGAUGGAGAUGGUAAAGACAUCUGUGAUGAGAAAGAUAAUGAGAAUUUGAUCAAGAAUGAGAAUUGGCCGGAUUUGAAUAAGAUAAGUUUAGGUGAGUGGUUUGAUUUCUUGAAAGUUUUUUUGCCAAAACAGAUGAGCGAUGAAGCUGAAGCAAUUAUUGAUUCCAUGAGACAAAAAGUUGAGAGACUUCGCGAGUACGUCAUAAUGUAUCCGAAUCAAAUAGCUUAA